CACUUCCCUUUUCCUUUAUCAUCAUCAUUCUAUCCCCCCCGUGUUCCUCUCCGUCUCUGCUUUCCCUUACUCUACCCUAACGGAGACAUGGAUUGUUGGAUGGAUACUGUAUGUCUAUGUAGGGACCCUCUUUUGUCCACACACUCCGGGUGGGUUAAAGCAUUUGGGUUCUUCCAUUGGAAGAGCAAAAGUUGUUCAGCCAGUGGUGAGUGGGGGAUAGGGUUCCCGUCCCCAGGCAUACUCAGGAACAUGGUAUUUGAGAAGGCACAGUUGUUACCUUUGUAUUUAUCUCCUCUCAUCUUUUUUAUCUGGCUUCUUCUUGAAAUGUUGGAAACAACAAGGACCACUGGAUUUCCUAGGUCCAAGUUGCUGAUAGGUAAUGGCAUUUCUAGUUCAGAUAUGAGUAGGGCACACCAUGGAUUUGGAGUUGUAAUCAAAGUACUCGCUUGAUGUGUUGAUCGAUGCUGGGGAAAGUGAAAAGUUGAAUACUUUCACCCACCAAACAGUUGAAAUGAAUAAUUCAGAUUCAAUGCGUACCUCAGCCUAGGCCAACUAUCAAAGAUCACAAGCAAUUCUUCUUUGUCAAUUCGUUUCCAAGGAAAAGAGGGCUGAAAUUGCUGUUGUCGUGGUGGUAAUUCUACUUUCUUCUUUCCUUUGUAUUUUUCGAGAUCAAAUGUUAAGCAUUAAGGACAUUGCUAGCAAGGCCAAUAUAUUUAUCGGCUAUGGAGUAAGACAUUACCAUUAUCAGUCAAGAUCUUUACUAGAUGAGGUACGUGACACCUACAAAUUACUUAUCUUUAUCCAAUCCAAGAUUCUUUCACCUUAAAUGUGAUGCUUCACAUGUAGCAUCUUGUUUGAUAUCGAUGCCUUGUUAUGUCUUUUGAUAUGCAAAAUUUUUUUUUUCUGAAAGAUGCUGAUGGCUCUAUAAAGAUUUUCACACUUGAUGGUAAAAGAAUUUCACAGGCAUAGGUUGAUUCAUUCUAAGUAGUAGAAGUGAACAUAGCAAGGUUUUUAGAAUUAGCAAAUGAAGAUUGUUUAGUUCUUUUUUGAAGUUCGUAACAUUUUGUGGUAUACUUUUACCCUUCAUCACUUUGUCCUUCAUAGGUUAACUUUGAACUUGACUUUGGAUAUUUAUCUUUGUCUGUCUCUUUUUACCUUAUCAUCAAAGCCAUUAGAAAAGUUCUGAUAGCCUGUUGAGCCAUUCAUACCUGGUGGAAAGUCUGGGAAGUAUGAUAUGGGAAAUGGCAUAGGUAUGCAUCAAAGAAACCACAGCAUUGACUUAUUUAGAGUCUCAUGGACUGGUCUUUCUUGGGGUGGACUUUUUAAUGAGAAAAUGGUAAUUUAGCAUAAGAGACCAUCUUUCCCAAAUUAUUUACAGUACCUAUGUUAUUUGACAAUGAUGGUGCCAGUUGAGGAACUAAGGCUUACGAUCAGGCUUAUUAAUAUGGAUUGUGCCUAGAGUGGCCCAGAUUGCCCUAGGUUUGUACAAGCCAUCGAUGUAGACUCUGGUAGUGGGCCCAAAAAAGAAACCCUUACUUUCUUGGGCUGGCCAACUAACAACCUAGAAUGUUCGGUUGACUCCACAAUACCUAGUGCUAUGAACUGAUGAGUGAUUGAGUUUGCUUAGUGAAAGUCUUCGAGUGUGAUGUCAUAAGGUCAUGGGUUUAAGUCCUAUUACAAGCAUAGUUGCACUUGCAAAGACACAAGGUAUUAUGAGGAGGAUCUAUUAAACUCUAAGAGAGUUAAUCCUUAACUUAGAAAGUGCUUAAUCUUUGGUGAUAUGAGGACCAUUGUAUUUGUGUGUCUAUCCUAUGCCCGCAUCAUGUCAAUUGAAAUUAUGGAUAUAUGUUCAUAUCUAUAUCAGGAACUCUUUUGACUCUAAAGCUAACUAAAAUUCUUCACUUGUGAUCUUUAUAUUAUGAAACCUUAAAACAAAUUAAUCUUCGACAAUUUGGCAGCCUUUUGUCUUCUAAAUUUUCUUUGUAGUUCUCAUGCACUCAUGUACCUUCCUUGCUAAAAAAACACUUGGGGUGUAUGUGGUAAACAUUAAACUUUCUGACACCUCACAAGUUAUGCUAAGGAAAAUUUAUCAAUUCAUAUACUCAUGAAGGACACACACGUCAUCUACAUAAAAAGCAGGAGAUAUGCUUUAAUUUCGUCUUCACAAAACAUGAAAGAGAUGUUUUGAGUUUUUUGAGUCAUCAUAGGUGUGACUUAUUAUCGUUGCUAUUGUUGUUGGAGAUAUGAUUUGUUAUGUAAACAAAAUCUUUGGUUGUUCUUUUAUUCUUGUUCAUAUUGAUUUGAUUGUGUUAAAUGCAUGUAUUGUUUUUAUUGUUGCGGACUUACGGUGUUAAUUGCAUUAAUGUAUUUAAAAUUUUUAUUAUCCGUCCUAUGAGAGAGGCUUAUGCACUUAUUGAGUAUUUGUUGUAAAUAUUCAUUCACACUUUUUGUUGAUUUUUUUAGACAAAGAAAUCUGUAUGCUUGUGAUAGAAUCCUGAUUCCAACAUAAGCAUUAAUGGCACUGUUGAUAAUGGUGAAGAUCGAAUGAAAUGAAUGGAUCCAGAGGCUCUACCAGAAAGCAAAUAGGGACAUAAUAAACUUCUAGAGACCAUGUUGCUACAUACUCAUUAGUUGCUUUUCCGAAGCUCUUAUUUGUGUGUUUUGAAAUUUAUAGUCUAUCUUAGUUUAAUUAGGCUGUUAUCAACUAUAAUUGAGGACUUUUACCUGUGGUUGUGUUGUGAGAUAGGUUAAUAUAUUAUAUGUGUUCUCCUCGAAUGUUGUUGAGGGUGAAGAGGGCCAACUCAAGUUAGCCCAAUCCUGUUGGCUCAAUCUGGGAUCAAUUUGGUCUGUGGUUUAAGGGCGAGACAAUUGAGCUCCCUGUGAAUCAUGUAAAGGUGCAUGCAUGUCACCUCAGUUUCUUCAUCGUUUUCAGAAUGGACUCUUUGAUUUUGACUGAACUCUUCUUUCGAACUCGUGCAUGCGACUUGCAAUAUUUAUUCUAUUUAUGCAGAGCUCUCAAUCUGUGAGAUCACUGACUAGGCUCACGUGCCCCAUAGAUCGAGGAAGCUUCCCAGUUCAUACAGCGGACUAUCUAUCUCAUGUCUACGAUGCUGUAUAUAAAUCUCUCUCACUCCGCGCUCUUCCCCGCCAUGGAGCACCAUCUCGGCGUCGACGACUCCUCCACCCUCGACUUCUUCCCCCACCAACUCCACGCCGCCGACUUCGAGUCCCUCCUCGCCGCCGACUUCGAGUCCCUCCUCGCCGACCUACCUCCAUCAUCCACCCCUCCUCCUCUCCAUUACGCCGCCGUCGAACCGACCCUAUCCAUGCCCCUCCCGCCGGCCCCGUUUGCCGAGUCGUGGCCACGGGAAUCGGCGGGCGUAUCAUCCGAGGCGGAGGAUCAAGCCGUCGGGCGGCGGUACCGUGGCGUCAGGCAGCGACCCUGGGGGAAGUUCGCGGCGGAGAUCCGGGACCCCAACCGUCGGGGGUCCAGGAUCUGGCUCGGGACCUACUCCACCGCCUUGGAGGCGGCGAGGGCGUAUGACCGCGCCGCCUUCCGGAUGCGCGGCUGCAGGGCCAUCCUCAACUUCCCCAACGAGGUCGGUAGAUCCGAGCACCGGCACCCGCCAGUAACAGAUAACGAGGUCGGGGUCGGAAGAGAUGGUGGCGGUGAAGAUGGAGAAAGCAGCGGAGCCGCGGGAAUCGAAGGCGGCCGACGACCCGAAGGGAACCCUUUCGCUGUUUAGCUCCACAGGCCGUAACGGCAAGCAGUUACACUCUCCCGUGGGAGAUAGAAGUGUCAGCGAAAUUACAUAUAUACCAUCGUUUUCGUAAACUAGACAGGAUUUCUUUUCUUUGCUUUUGUUUUGUGCGUUUCUUUAUUUGCAACGUUGGAACAAAAUAUUUAGAGUGAUUUAA
This is a messenger RNA of Musa acuminata AAA Group (dessert banana), 3918 nucleotides long. Its product is annotated as ethylene-responsive transcription factor ERF105-like. The transcript is spliced from 5 exons. Gene Ontology annotation, molecular function: DNA-binding transcription factor activity; DNA binding. NCBI's taxonomy places the organism in Eukaryota, Viridiplantae, Streptophyta, Magnoliopsida, Zingiberales, Musaceae. Gene Ontology annotation, biological process: ethylene-activated signaling pathway; regulation of DNA-templated transcription. The coding region runs from base 3099 to 3746 and encodes 215 amino acids. The record is from RefSeq and is a predicted model, not a curated record.